Microdochium trichocladiopsis is the source of this 1090-nucleotide messenger RNA. RefSeq lists its product as uncharacterized. Bases 152 to 862 code for a protein of 236 amino acids. The record is from RefSeq and is a predicted model, not a curated record. The transcript has 3 exons. Lineage: Eukaryota; Fungi; Ascomycota; Sordariomycetes; Xylariales; Microdochiaceae.
AGUAGCUUGCUGUACCCUGCAUCUGAAUCAGUGCGAGCAUUGUUCCCCCCAAAAACUGACGACGACACAGGAGCAGUUGGUGUGCUGCCAGAUUGACUUCUCAACCACUUCCACAAGCAAGACAACGACCUGACAGGCGACGUCCAACAUCAUGGCAAAGCGUGUGGUACUUCUGAUUCCAUGGGAUCCCAACUCCCCGGAACACGUUGAGGAACUGUUCCAGCAGCGUGUGCAAUGCGGCUGGAACUCGAACCAUGUUGAGAAGUGGAGAACAGCACAGGCUGAAGGCUCGAAAUGUAUCUACUGGGUUGUCAUCCCUGAGGAUGCCCCGGACAGGAAUGAUCUGAUCAAGCAGCACCUCGCGACUUAUCCAAAGCCUGGCAUCCCGCUAGUUGACACCAGCACAUCCAUAAACGCAAAGCCCGUGACACCUUCUGGCGUGCAGUUUCAGCCUGUCGGCCACAUCAGCCUGGACCCAGGCAACCCGAGUGCCAAAGACCUGCAACUCGACCUCCCCGCCAGCGGGUGCUACUGGAUCACCACCUUCUAUAUCUCCACCGUGCUGCAGAGCCAGGGCCUCGGCGGCGCCGCCAUGGCAGCGGCAGAGUCCAUGGCUGCGCUGGAACCACUGUGCGCAAAGGCACUCGCUCUGGACACGCUCAAGGCCGAAGACCAGCGCAGAGAGGACAUUGCCAAUGCUUUGUUCGGGGGCGUGCCCAAGGUGACGAAUCAGGAGUGGUACUCCAGGAGGGGUUAUCAGUUGAUCAAGACCGUGGUCAACCAUUACCAUCGGGAGCUCACAGCGAUCCUAGGACCCGGGCACGAAUCGAGCACGGUGUUUAUGAAAAGAGAUGUAGCCUAGAUCCCCUUUGCCUAUAGAAGUCUAUUCUCGACUACACGUUAGGCACUGUUCGUUGUACAAACUGCCCAACGGGGCAAGGGGUCGUGUCGAACGACGCCAUGGCCGAACCUACGCUCCAAGUCAAGAUACCCGUUGACAUCUUUCUAGCGGUGCUGCCUGGGUUUCCUUCCGCGGUCGUUGACCCUCAUCGCCAUUGGCAAUUUCCAGGCAACGCAUGUGGCUCGGUGG